UCUCUCUCUCACACACUCACAAACCCCUCCUUGCUUUGCACCAGCCCAGUUGUCUUCAUCUGCUCUCUGCCAGACUCCAGGAUAAGAAGUCAGUUAAACACUUGAAUUAGUAGCUACUGCUUCACUCACCUGAAACUUUGAGGCUGUUUUAACGAGUGAAAGAGAGCACCACAGUUUUUGGUGUAGCUUUUUAUCCCCCUCUGGACAAAAGUACCUUUAUCCUGACGGUUAUUUUGUGAGGUUUUCUUAUCUUGACGGAGGCGAGCGGCGCCAAAUCUGCGUCUGAAAAGGUGAGGAUGCUGCGGCACAUAGUCGUUUGAAAUCUCUGAAUUCUGGCCAGGAAAACGAAGAAGACAAAAAGGAUAAAACAAAAACAGAUGAGAAAGUUUCCAGUUUACGGAUGGUCAGACAGAGGAGACGCAAGGGGCGUAACAAGAGGUGUAUGUUGCCUCUCGCUGUAGUUUCCCUGCCAUUACCAUGAGUUGGAGUUUCCUGACUCGCCUGUUGGAAGAAAUCCACAACCAUUCCACAUUUGUGGGCAAGAUCUGGCUCACCGUCCUCAUUGUUUUCCGCAUUGUACUGACGGCUGUAGGAGGUGAGUCCAUCUACUAUGAUGAGCAGAGCAAGUUUGUCUGCAACACAGGCCAGCCGGGCUGUGAGAACAUCUGCUACGACGCCUUCGCUCCACUCUCACACGUCCGCUUCUGGGUCUUUCAAAUCAUUCUGGUGGCCACACCGUCGCUCAUGUAUCUGGGCUACGCUGUCAACAAAAUCGCUCGGGUGGAGGAGCAGGCAGACGGUGGAGGAGUGAGUGGUGUGUCCCGGAGAAAACCCAAGAAGCAGUAUCUGAAAGGCAGAAAGCAGCACAGGGGCAUUGAAGAGGCUCAGGAUGACCAAGAGAAAGACCCAAUGAUCUAUGAAAUGGCAAAAGUGGAGAGUGAUGGUGGUGGAGCGGCAAAAGGAGGCAGUGAUGAAGGACAAGUAAAAGUUAAGGUGCGCCACGAUGGGCGCCGGCGUAUCAAAGAAGAUGGCCUGAUGCGCAUUUAUGUCCUUCAGCUCUUGGCACGCUCCGUGCUGGAGGUAGCGUUCUUGUGCGGGCAGUAUGCCCUGUAUGGAUUUGCGGUGCCCGCCACCUACAUGUGCUCAACCCUGCCCUGCCCUCACAAGGUGGACUGCUUUGUGUCACGGCCCACUGAGAAAACUAUCUUUCUCCUCAUCAUGUACACGGUCUCCUUUCUCUGUCUGUUAGUCAAUAUAUGGGAGAUGCUUCAUCUGGGCAUAGGUACCAUCUGUGAGAUCGUACGCUCCCAACAGGUGCAGUUCUCUGACAAUGAGCUGUAUGGACUGACAAAGGGACCAGGCGCUCUUAAUGAGGCAGGACUGAGCGGAGAGGAUUACAGCAGCUACCCUUUUUCUUGGAAUGCACCAUCAGCUCCACCAGGGUACAACAUCGCUAUCAAGCCUCUCCUGGUAUCUAAGGGGCCCCAUGACCAACCACUACCCAUUACUGAUCUCACUAAUGCCAAGAUAGCAUGCCGGCAAAACCACGUGAACAUUGCCCAAGAGGAGCGCCAGCAGUACACCAAUAAUGAGGACAACCUGUGCAGAGCAGGGAUAGGAGAUGCCCCCGGAGGUAGUCUUAGAGACAAUCGCCAGCCUCAGAACAGGCUGGAGGCUGACAAUCAGGCCUACAGCCAGCAGCAGAGCCACAGUAAUAACCACAGCAGGUCUAACCGUGACCGUAAACACCGGCAGACCUCCAGACACGCCUCAAGCAAGGCAGACGCAGACAGAGGCAGCAGCAGCACCACCGGUAGUAGCUACAAAUAUGGAGAGAUAAAGGGCUCUGAGUGGAUCUGAAAUACAGACUUCUCGGACAGACACAAUAUCUAAGUUUGUAUGU
Molecule: messenger RNA, 1903 nt
Organism: Thunnus maccoyii (southern bluefin tuna)
Lineage: Eukaryota; Metazoa; Chordata; Actinopteri; Scombriformes; Scombridae
Product: gap junction gamma-1 protein-like
Exons: 4
Coding region: 478-1860 (460 amino acids)
Biological process (GO): cell communication
Cellular component (GO): connexin complex
Source: RefSeq, a predicted model, not a curated record